AUCACUUGUGGAAUUUUCCGCUCGAUCCCGUCAUGUCCACUGGAAACUUACUGAAGCUUUCACACACUGAGGAGCAGUUUAUCGCUCAAUCAAUCCUAUAGAUAACCAUACACGCAUGUAUAUAUACCUCAUCAGUGACCAGCAGCACGAUUACAACUAUAAUAAUGAUGGCUUCCAACACAGAAAUACAGAUCAAAGAAAAUGGUGUCCUGGAUGACACGUCGCUGGAUGUUGCUGCUGCUGAAAGCUUCUUGCAAAAAUCCAUGGCUAUAAUUUUAGAAGAUGCGGUGAAGAAGGCCGUCGAUGUCAGACAAAAGGUUUGUGAGUGGCGCUCUCCUGAGGAGCUAAAGGAUCUUCUGGACCUGGAGCUGAGAGAGGAUGGCGAGUCUGAGACGAAGAUCCUGCAGCGAUGCCGGGAUGCCAUCAGAUACAGUGUCAAAACCACCCACCCUCAUUUCUUUAACCAGCUGUAUGCGGGAUUGGAGCCUUACUCCAUGGCGGCAAGCUUCAUCACAGAGGCCCUGAAACCAAGCGUGUAUACGUAUGAGGUCUCUCCAGUCUUCACCCUGAUGGAGGAUGCUGUGCUGAGGAAGAUUAUACAGGUUCUUGGCUGGGAGGAAGGAGAUGGCAUAUUUAAUGCAGGUGGGUCGAUGUCCAACAUGUACGCAAUGAACCUAGCCCGGUACCGUUGCUUUCCUGAAAUCAAAGAGCAUGGCAACUCUGCAGCUCCCCAGCUGGUGGUGUUCACUUCACAAGAGUGCCAUUACUCCAUCUCAAAAGCUGCGGCUUUAAUGGGAAUUGGAACAAAGAAUGUAAUUGUGGUCCCAGCUGAUAAGAGAGGAAAGAUGAUUCCUUCUGCUCUUGAAGAGCAAAUCAAGUCUGCUAAAAAUGAGGGUGCUGUUCCUUUUAUGGUAAACGCCACAGCGGGGACCACUGUACUUGGUGCAUUCGACCCCAUUGACGAAAUCGCAGACAUCUGCGAGAAAUACAAAAUGUGGCUCCAUGUGGAUGCAUGUUGGGGAGGAGCAGUGAUCCUGUCCAAUAAGCACAAGCACCUAAUGAAGGGCAUUCAGAGAGUCAACUCUGUUGCCUGGAACCCCCACAAGAUGCUGAUGGCUUGUCUGCAGUGCUCAGCUUUCUUGGUCAGAGACAAAACUCGUCUCCUACAGCACUGCCAUUCUGCACGGGCUUCCUACCUCUUUCAGCAGGACAAGUUCUACGACUUGAGCUACGACACUGGGGACAAGUCGGUGCAGUGCAGCAGGAAGCCAGACGCCUUCAAAUUCUGGCUAAUGUGGAAGGCUUUAGGAACCAGAGAGCUGGAGCACAGGGUGGACAGAGCUCUCGUCAUGGCCAGGUAUCUUGCAGAACAAAUGAAGAAAAGAGAAGGCUUCAAACUGUUGAUGGAGCCAGAAUUUGCAAACGUUUGCUUCUGGUACAUCCCACCAAGCCUAAGAGACUUGCCAGAUUGCCCCGAGUUCUGGAAAAAACUGCACAAUGUGGCUCCCCUUAUUAAGGAGCGCAUGAUGAAGAAAGGCAGCAUGAUGGUGGGCUACCAGCCGCAUGGCGGCAGAGCCAACUUCUUCAGGAUGGUGGUGAUCAGUCCUCAGGUCAGCAAGCAAGACAUGGACUUUGUCCUGGAUGAGAUACACAGUCUGGGGAUGGACUUGUAAUACAUUGAUUCGUUCUUAGGGAAGCUUAUGUUUCAUAAGUUUACAAAUAAUUAUCUGCAGCACAAGGACCAAACUUGGCAUUGCAUCUCAUUGAAUUAAUAAUUGUCUGAGUUGCAAUUUACUUUUAAAAUGCUGUCCAUUUGACAUAAAAGAUCAUGCUUGUGGCACUUUACCUGUCUUGUCAUGGGAUAUGAGGUUUCUGCAUUACAUUGCAGUGUUGUAAGAGCUCGACAUUUAUUUGAAUCUCACUUUAUAAUACGUAGUUUGAAUAAUAGUUUCUUUUUUUAUAGAAACUCUGAUUCUGGUCUUACUAAAGUGUGCAUGUUUCCUUAAAGUCUGAGAGACCAUUCCUGAAUAAAUGAGACUGUCUGGCAGUAAACUGCCAUGUUCUAUCACAAUAUAUGGAGCACCACAAGGGCCCCUGAAAUAUUUGUCGGAAACUAAAUAAAUAGUAUGAAAAGAGUUUGUGUAAAAACCA
Molecule: messenger RNA, 2151 nt
Organism: Cyprinodon tularosa
Lineage: Eukaryota; Metazoa; Chordata; Actinopteri; Cyprinodontiformes; Cyprinodontidae
Product: acidic amino acid decarboxylase GADL1-like
Exons: 15
Coding region: 165-1673 (502 amino acids)
Biological process (GO): carboxylic acid metabolic process
Cellular component (GO): cytoplasm
Molecular function (GO): carboxy-lyase activity; pyridoxal phosphate binding
Source: RefSeq, a predicted model, not a curated record